Messenger RNA from Syngnathus acus (greater pipefish), 939 nucleotides. Its product is annotated as pituitary tumor-transforming gene 1 protein-interacting protein-like. Gene Ontology annotation, cellular component: cytoplasm; nucleus. Bases 98 to 628 code for a protein of 176 amino acids. The record is from RefSeq and is a predicted model, not a curated record. The transcript is spliced from 7 exons. Gene Ontology annotation, biological process: protein import into nucleus. NCBI's taxonomy places the organism in Eukaryota, Metazoa, Chordata, Actinopteri, Syngnathiformes, Syngnathidae.
CAGUGACGUCACUCCGCCUUCCGUUGAAAACAGUGGCAACAGUUAAGCGCUUUAUUUUCUUGAGCAUUUCACAAUUCAUUCCUCUCUUGUCCUCACGAUGCGUGCCUACUUCGGCGUUUUUCUUUUUCUUUUGUCCGGCUUCGUCGCCACCCUUGGGCAAAUAUCGACUACUUCUCCUCCUCCUGUGCCUUGUGCCUCCAAAUCCAACAGCAGCUGUGCAGAAUGUCUGCAGGAUACCAAGUGUUUGUGGUGCGAGCCCAAACAGCAGUGCCUGGACUACCCGGUGAAGAACAUCUUGCCUCCAAGAAGCGUGUGUCCCCUGAGUGACGCGAGAUGGAGCGUAUGCUGGGUCAAUUUCCAGACGGUGCUGAUCACGCUGGGCGCACUGUCUGGCCUUUUGAUCCUGGCCUUGCUUGUCUGCUGCAUGUGCUGUUGCUGCCGCCGCCACCGCCGCCGUCAGCGGGUCAGUGAUGAUGACGACGAUUUAAGGGCAGAGCAACAAACCCGUGCGAGGAAUGCUCGUCAGAAAGAAAGGAGGAUGGAAAUGCAGCUGAGGCAUGACAAAAUCCGACAGAAAUAUGGUCUUACAAAGGACAAUCCCUACUCUCGGAUGGAUGAGAAGAAGUAAGUGCCUUACUUCCUCACUUGAAUGACUACUGCAGAGGAGCAGGUGUCUUAUUUGAAGUGAGGCAUCUCCUCAAGCGGAGAGGACAACUUGAGAGCGUACGCUCCAAUUUAACAUGGAUGGAUAAGUAUGUUUAACUGUGAUCUUUUACUUUGAUUGUAUUACCCCCACCCAAAAAAAGAAUCAGUUCCCAAAGUUGAUACAAAGUUCUUACCAUUUUAAUCGUUUGUUUUUGGUCUUUGUUUGUUAUUUUGACCAUUGCACUAUUUUCUAUGUUUAACACUCCGGCAAUAAAAUGCAACUUUUAAAUGACA